AUGGUUUCGGUCCUCAUCCGAUCAUUGACCUCAUCAGAGCAACAUAGCUUCUUCUCCGAUGGAAUAGCGUUUGGAAUUGAAGAACUCUUAUUCAAUACUGGUCCAGACAGUAAAGUCUCCGAUAUCGACGGCCAACCCUACACAACCAUCCUCUACGGAAACGGACCUGGCUUCGCCAUUCCCCGAAUAGUACCGAUGAACACCACCACCGCCACCGAGGACAAGAACCAAGUGCAUGGCUCGGCAGUGCCUCGCCAGUGGGGCACGCACGGAGGAGAGGACGUACCUGUCUACGCCCUGGGACCCCUAGCCACCAUUUUGUUCACCGGAACCUUCGACCAGAGCUACAUCCCCCACGCCAUAGCCUACAGCGCCUGUCUGGGGGAGCACCGGUUGAGAUGCCAAGGUCUAGACAACUAUACAGCCCCCCAAAUACCUACCUGCGUCGGUCCGGACCUGUCCAACGUACCGGGAGUGGGGGGUAGUGCCAGUGGCAGCGGAGCACCGGUGGUCGUUGCCAGUAGUGUUAAGGCGGACGACAGUGGUUCGCGGACGAAAUCGGGUGCUGCAGACAUUUUCUCGUUGGUCUUUCACCUUCUAUGUUUGUCUAUCGGAUUGAACUUCGCUGUGACGUAAUAAAUUCGCGUACACUAGCCGGGGUUUCGACGCCGUGAUUUAUGGAGGAUGAAGAUAACCUCAUCGAUACCACCGGUGAAAGUGACUUGACUACUUGAUGUGUUUACUUGGACUUGAAUGUUGACUUUUGAGACUAAAGUGUGAUGAAAACUUUUCGAACUCGUUUUGUAAAUAUGUACCUUCUAACUUUAUGUGAUCUAAGACUUGUUACUAAAUAGGUGGAAGAAAACUGGCUGUAUGACCAAAUUGUUGAACUGAGUGUUUCUAUGCACUGUUAAAUGAAUGGAAGAAUAUUGGAUAAAUAAAUUAUAGAACACUU
Molecule: messenger RNA, 955 nt
Organism: Coccinella septempunctata (seven-spotted ladybird)
Lineage: Eukaryota; Metazoa; Arthropoda; Insecta; Coleoptera; Coccinellidae
Product: alkaline phosphatase-like
Exons: 3
Coding region: 1-636 (211 amino acids)
Biological process (GO): dephosphorylation
Molecular function (GO): alkaline phosphatase activity
Source: RefSeq, a predicted model, not a curated record